Messenger RNA from Saccostrea echinata, 4191 nucleotides. RefSeq names its product retinal guanylyl cyclase 2-like. Gene Ontology annotation, biological process: protein phosphorylation; receptor guanylyl cyclase signaling pathway; cGMP biosynthetic process. Gene Ontology annotation, molecular function: guanylate cyclase activity; peptide receptor activity; protein kinase activity. NCBI's taxonomy places the organism in Eukaryota, Metazoa, Mollusca, Bivalvia, Ostreida, Ostreidae. The record is from RefSeq and is a predicted model, not a curated record.
AUGAAUUGCUUCUUGGUAUAUGGAACGCAAUCACUUGCUGAUGAUCUCGGAAAUGAGACCAUUCCUCAUCAAAAAAUGACAUGUUCAAAUGCGCAGGUUUACAACAAAGAAGGAGGCCGAAAACUUAAUUUUGAAAUUCUCAUAGGAAUUUUAACCCUUUUGAUCUGCCUGCAUUCUUUGCAGUCUGUCGAUGUUAAUGUUGGAAUCUUAAAUCUUGAGUCUUUUCUUACAGUUACCAAAACCUUAGUGGAUUUGUCAUUUUCCAAAUCUCAGGAAACGUUUACAAAUGAAUUUAAUGUAACCUUUAAUGUAUAUAUCGAAAUUUAUGAGCUUUUUGGAAAGUCUGGAUUACUCCAUGAAUUGGACAACAUAUUUUCGAACACGUCUUUAAGUGUUCUGGUUGCUUAUGUACCUGAUAAAUAUGUUCAGGUUCUGAACACGCUUGCAAUGGACUACUCAAAACCUUUGGUGCUAGCCAAUAAUUAUUUACCUCAUCAAGAUAAUCGCAUUGUUUUAUCAAUGUCCAGUGGUUUUGAUGUUACCUCAGAAGCCAUGGUGGAAUAUUUGGAGUGGUUUAGAUGGCAAAAUGUUGCCAUUAUUGCAGCAGAUGAUAUGUUUUGGCGACAGAUGGUACCUGUACUUGAAAACGAGCUCAUGAAACAAGGCUUUAACGUAAAACGCACUCACCUCGUCACCAACCUGUCAGAUUCGAGUGUUGUUGGAAGUAUUCUCAGUGACAUCUCUUCUUCGGAAAAAGCCAUAAUUUUGGCCAUGAAUCCAACCGAUGCAGUGUCUCUAAUGGACAUUGCAGAUAGCCUGGGGACUGUGGGUCAUGUCUACUUUCUGCCUGCCAGAUCUCCGUUUUUUAACACAAGCAUUAUCAAUAAAGGUGUGCAAAAUUUGGGAUCUCACACCUAUCAAUCCCUUUUCGUUUUAUAUCCAGUGUUCAAUUCGACGGUGAGACCUUAUAACACAACAACCCACGAACCGGAAAGAUAUGAUUACGUCAGCAAAUCAUUGUACGAUGCUGCUACCUGUAUAUUUCAAGGAAUGUACAACAGCUACAGGAAUAUUUCUCUAAGGAAUCAAAGAAGUGUAUUGGAUUUAGUAGGGGCACAGUUUACAAAUGGUAAUGAAACAUUUACUUAUUCUGCGACGGGAGAGCGUUACUUUCACUUUGGCUUACUAGACAUCGAGGAAAAUCUUGGAAGAUUAACAUUCAGCAGGGUCAUAUACAAACAGAAUAAAAAUGGUGGCUGGAUACAAGGGAUUAUUAGCGAUAUUGACUGGGCAGACGACAAAGCUGUACAACCAGAUUCGUGUUUCAUGGGCCAAGACUGUACCCCAACAGAUGAAAUAAAUCUCGCUGUUGCCGUGGCUGUUCCAGUUACCUUACUAGUUAUUGUAGGAGUAGGAUCAUUUAUACUUAUUGUGCUUUGGAAAAAGCAAAGAAAGAUCAACAUGACCAAAGGACCUAAUAAGAUUCUUCUUGAAACGGACGACCUUACCUAUCUGCAUAAAAAAGAGGCAAAAUCUGUCAAAAUUAACAGUGGUCCAUUUCUUGACAAACCUGAUUUGGUGAAAACCUCGGAGAAAUCCAAUCGUUCAUUGGCCAGCCUUCACGAAUUCUCCGAGUUUUCUGAAAUAGCAAAAUACAAGGGAGAUGUGGUCUUUGUGAAGGAGAUCAAAGUAAAGGGAUUUGAAAUAAAAGGCAAACUCCUGUCAUAUAUACGUACGUUGCGAGACAUACGCCAUGAAAACGUGAAUCCUCUAUACGGCUUCCUCAUUGAUCCUUUGAGGCCGGCUCUCGUCUCAGAGUAUUGUAGCCGGGGGAGCCUCUGGGAUGUGCUGAAGAACGAAAAUAUUAAACUAGAUUGGGACUUCAAGGUGUCCUUAUUGACAGACGCGGUCAGGGGGCUUAGAUUCAUCCAAAACUCCACCAUUCGGUACCAUGGAAAUUUGAAGUCCCGGAACUGUGUCAUAGAUAGUCGUUGGGUGUUGAAACUGUCGGAUUUCGGAAUGCCAGGGUUUAGAGAAUGUGCCAAAAUGACGGCCAACUACGAUGUAGAACAGUUGCUCUGGACAGCUCCAGAACAUUUACGGAACCCAUUUCCAGGAAUGAAAGGGUCUGAGAAGGGCGAUAUUUAUAGCCUUUCUAUUAUAACACAGGAAGUUAUAUUAAGACAGGAACCAUAUGCAAUGCUGGAGUAUAAAACAAAAGAACUAAUACAAAGACUGAGGAAUCCUCCACCCCUCACCCGUCCAAAAGUGUCCCCUCAAGCAGCGCAGCCACAAUACAUCAUGUUAAUGAAACAGUGCUGGUCAGAAAACCCCGACCUCAGACCCUCAAUUGAGGACAUCUACCAACAGUACAAAUCAAUUGCUGGGGGAAAAAAAACAAACAUUGUUGACUCUAUGUUUCGGAUGUUGGAGAAGUAUUCUAAUGAUUUGGAGGAUAUAGUGAAAGAACGAACUAUUCAGUUAGAGGAGGAAAAGAAAAAGACUGACCUCCUCCUGUUUAGAAUGUUACCUCCGACAGUGGCUGAAAAACUCAAGUUAGGACAGCCUAUAGAGGCAGAGGAAUUUUCUGAGGUGACAAUAUACUUCAGCGACAUCGUUGGAUUUACAACGAUAUCAGCACGAAGUACACCAAUGCAAGUCGUUGACCUUUUAAAUGACCUCUACACAAUGUUUGAUGGUACUAUAGACAAUUACGAUGUCUACAAGGUGGAAACCAUCGGAGACGCCUACAUGGUCGUUAGUGGUAUACCAGUGCCAAAUGGAAACCGUCAUGCCGGAGAAAUCGGUACAAUGGCGCUCGAUCUUCUUAGUCAGUGCGGGACAUUCACUAUACGUCACAUGCCGGAAGUUCCUUUACGACUGCGUAUUGGACUUCACUCUGGGCCAUGUGUGGCAGGAGUUGUCGGACUUACUAUGCCAAGAUACUGUCUCUUCGGAGACACAGUUAAUACAGCUUCCAGAAUGGAGUCUACUGGUGCAGCAUUUAGGAUACAUAUCAGUCAGACGACAAAAGUUGUUCUUGAUGGACUUGGAGGAUAUGGGAUAGACUACCGAGGCGAGGUGGAAUUAAAGGGUAAAGGCAUGGCCAAGACGUACUGGUUGAUCGGAAAAGAUGGAUUUACGAAACCUCUUCCAGAGCCCCCGCCAUUAAAUGAUGGAUGUAAUCACGGACUAGAAUCAAUACUAAAUCCCGUUGCAUCCUCGACGGCGGACCUAAAAGACAGCACUGCUUCUAGCGAAAAUGGUGGUCUUAGGAAUAUAUCUCCCUCUAAAGAUCAGAAAGUUCCUCACAAAGAACGAAAUGGUUCAGCAACGAAAGAAAAGCCCGGCAAAACAAAGGGGGUUUCUUAUAAAGGAAAGCCUUCCCCAAAUGAUAAUUUCUCCAACAUUAACGAGGUUUCUAAUAUUAAACAAGAAGACCAUUCUGAAACUUCUAAUUCGCUGGAUUACAAACAAGUUGGAAAGGCAGUCAAUCAUAGCAAUUCUCUUUCUUCACACAAGAGAGAUAAUAUGCAUGAUCAUAAGAAAAGUAGCAAUUAUCGUUUGAAUAAGUAUUCAGAUACGUUGACAGAUAGCAUCAAGACGGAACCCAGUGCAGUGUCUACGUCAGAACUUCAUAUGACUGUCCUCACCAAACACGAAGACAAAGUAACAAAAAAGUUAUCCCCAGUUGCAGAAGUCUAGAAGAUCGACCCGAGUUUGACAAUUAUUGGUAGGUGAUAUCAAGGCUCAAAUAGAAAAAGCGCGGAAUGAGGACCAGUGAUCUCAAAUCUCUUAUGAGGGGUACAUGAUUAAUGAUGCUACAAAUCGCAGAUCGACUGAGAAGAACAUUAUUUGUCUUACUGAAAUUCCUUAAUAUACAUCUUUUUUACGGAGUUAUAUUUGUGCAAAGUAUAUUUAUGUUGCCUGACUUGAUGUUUUAAUUUGUCUGCUUUAAAGUUCUUAGUAAGCACGGUUUUUAGAGGGAGAGCUCCUUAAAAUGAAUUUAGAUAAAGUUUUGACAUGAAAAUAUUAAUAGAUGGUUACUUUGAGCAGAUCAAAAUGAGGAAAGCAUAAAAAAAGCCAAUUUCUAAAAUAAAUUACAAUUGUUAGAUUUAAACUUUAUAAAAAUACUCAUUUACAAUUUUGUCUAGUCAUAACAGUAGCAAAUUAAACAUAUCUAAUCAUAUA